Messenger RNA from Loxodonta africana (African savanna elephant), 876 nucleotides. It is a transcript of the gene POPDC3, whose product is annotated as popeye domain containing 3. The transcript is spliced from 3 exons. NCBI's taxonomy places the organism in Eukaryota, Metazoa, Chordata, Mammalia, Proboscidea, Elephantidae. Bases 1 to 876 code for a protein of 291 amino acids. Gene Ontology annotation, molecular function: cAMP binding. Gene Ontology annotation, biological process: regulation of membrane potential; striated muscle cell differentiation; heart development. The record is from RefSeq and is a predicted model, not a curated record. Gene Ontology annotation, cellular component: sarcolemma.
AUGGAAAGAAAUUCAAGUUUAUGGAAGAACCUACUAGAUGAACACCCAGUCUGUACAGCCUGGAAGCAAGAAGCUGAAGGGGCAAUUUAUCACCUUGCCAGUAUUUUAUUUGUAGUAGGUUUCAUGGGCGGAAGUGGAUUCUUCGGGCUCCUUUAUGUCUUCAGUUUGUUGGGAUUGGGUUUUCUCUGCUCAGCUGUCUGGGCUUGGGUAGAUGUCUGUGCAGCCGACAUAUUUUCCUGGAAUUUUAUACUGUUUGUCAUCUGCUUCAUGCAAUUUGUUCACAUUGCAUAUCAAGUCCGCAGCAUAACCUUUUCCCGAGAAUUCCAGGUGUUAUACAGCUCCCUUUUCCAGCCUCUGGGGAUCACUUUGCCCGUCUUCAGAACCAUUGCUUUGAGCUCUGAAGUGGUAACUCUGGAAAAAGAGCACUGUUAUGCCAUGCAGGGGAAAACGUCCAUCGAUAAACUCUCCCUGCUUGUUUCAGGAAGGAUCAGAGUGACAGUUGACGGUGAAUUUCUGCAUUACAUUUUCCCCUUUCAGUUCCUGGAUUCUCCUGAGUGGGAUUCACUGAGACCCACGGAGGAAGGCAUUUUUCAGGUAACCCUAACAGCAGAAACAGAUUGCCGAUAUGUGUCUUGGAGGAGAAAGAAAUUAUAUUUGCUCUUUGCUCAGCAUCGUUACAUUUCUCGCCUGUUUUCAGUUUUAAUUGGCAGUGACAUUGCUGAUAAACUCUAUGCCUUGAAUGACAGGGUAUAUAUAGGAAAAAGAUAUCACUGUGAUAUUCGGUUACCCAACUUCUAUCAAAUGUCAAGCCCAGAAAUACCCAGAUCACCCCUGACAGAACAUUUUAGGAAUUCCAGACUACAUUGUGAUAAAUGA